Molecule: messenger RNA, 2663 nt
Organism: Bufo bufo (common toad)
Lineage: Eukaryota; Metazoa; Chordata; Amphibia; Anura; Bufonidae
Product: zinc finger protein 436-like
Exons: 8
Coding region: 57-1835 (592 amino acids)
Biological process (GO): regulation of transcription by RNA polymerase II
Cellular component (GO): nucleus
Molecular function (GO): RNA polymerase II cis-regulatory region sequence-specific DNA binding; DNA-binding transcription factor activity, RNA polymerase II-specific
Source: RefSeq, a predicted model, not a curated record
GAUCCCUCCGCCCACCAGCACAGGCUGAGUCCUUGAUUACAAUAAGGGAAAACACCAUGACAAAGUGCAUCGUGAAAAACUGUCAGAGUGAUUCUUCGCAUGACUGCGACGCCACCUUUCACGGCUUCCCCAGCUCCAUCCACUGGAUUAAGCUAUGGCUCCAGCAGACUGGUAACACGUCCAUUGACGUAGAUGCCUUGGCACAGGAUGUUCUCCAGACCAAAAGACCUGGAGCUUAUCAGAUCUGUUCAAAACAUUUCUCGCCAAAAAAUUACAUGUUCAGCGGCACAAAAAUGAUUCUGAAACCGGACGCCGUCCCUAUGGUUUUUCGAGAUGUGCCGAACAUCUCAGAGGUACAAGACGUCUCCAAGACUCCAUCCUGCACAAAAGCCCAAGUAGAAAACGGGAGCUCUUCCCUUCCCCGGUCUUAUCCACUAGCAUUUCCCCCACAGAUGGGACCAACCCUCAAAGGUCUGAUCCAGGGAAGCCCAGAAAUCUCUGAACCCGGGGAUAUGAUACAGGAUUUGACACUGACCACUAAACUUAUGGUGGACAAAUCGAUUGGCACAGACCUGCAUGGUGAUUUUGUUGAAAACAAGAGCGAGAAGGUAAUGAAUAAAAGACUGUUAAAGCUAGCCAUGGAAAUCAUCUCCUUGCUGACCGGAGAGGAAUACGUAAUGGUUAAAAAGAAUCCCUCUCGACCCAGCAGUCCACACAAUGGUGAGGUACCUAUAAAAUUUGGUGACGUCUCGGUCUAUUUCACCAUGGAGGAGUGGGACUAUAUAGAAGAGCACAGAGACCUUUACCAGAAGGUGGUGACGGAGAAUCCGAUAUCCAGCAGCCCUGUCCCAGAAGAACCAGAGAUGUGCAUUGGAAAUGUAAAGGCUGUACUGGUCACUGAGGAAGAAGAUGGCGACCAAAGCGGAGCCGAAACUGCACAGGAGGAUGUUUCAAGCAGUGUGUAUGCAGGUGAAUUCAGUAUAGACUCUCCAUCGGUUGGUCAAGCAGUAGAGGAGACGUAUGUUUUGAACUCCUGGGAAACUUCUGUUGGCCAAGAGGCUACCUGCACAGAGGAUGACCUGCAAGAAGACUCCUACACCCUGCCUUCAUCAUCUAGUAGCAUGGCAAAACAUAACGCAGCUUCAUUUCAUGGGUCUCAACUAGAGGACAGUGGAGAAAAUUUUCCUAUUGCGUCACCCAGGCAUGCCAUGGAAAGUCUUGCAUACACGUCUACUUCAGAGCAAUGUGAGGAGCAAGCCUGGACCGCCUACAGUAGAUAUGUUGGUGACUCCAGUUUCACAUCAACAGAACAUCCCCAAAUUAAAGAAGAAACCAAUCAAUAUAAUUACAUGUACGAUGAAGAAGCUUCAUACGUCGAUCAUAAUCCAGUCCGUGUUUGUGAAGAACAGAAUCAACUGUUUGAGACCAUGAACAAUCUUCUUAUGCAUCAGAUGACACAUGGCCAGUCGUCUUCAGUCGAUAAGCCCUAUGCUUGCAACCACUGCGACAAGAGAUUCGCCAAAAGGUCCCACCUGGGAAUGCAUCUUAAGACUCACACAGGAGAGAAGCCGUACGCCUGCCCUGACUGCGGGAAGAGAUUUAGUCGAAGAUCGAAUAUGGCAACGCAUUACAGGACACACACUGGGGAGAAGCCGUUUGCUUGUCCCAAGUGUGGUAAACGCUUCACCCAGAGUUCCCACAUGGUGACACACCAAAGAACACACUCCACAGAUAAGCUCUUCACUUGUCCUGAGUGCAAGAAAUGCUUUACAAAGUGGUCAUACCUAAACUUUCACUUACGAACUCAUGGAAUAGAGAAACUAAGCGUGCCUUGAUUUGUGGAACGAUUUGUUGACCUGCUGGUUUGGAAGAUCUAUCACAUCUACCUUCGUGUAGACCUUGAGAUGUACUUGUCCUGAAGUGCCAUGACGGUAAUACACAUAGUGUGUGUUGUGUUCUAGAAGAUGCAGAAAGAGCUGGUGGGACAUGACUCUUUAGUCCACCUAAAGGUUCCCAUUCAAAUUGUAGACCUAUGAAGAAGACGACGACUUGGGUGAAGCAAGGGUUGCCAUCACAAGUCCAUAAACCACUCAAGAUGUAAAGCACAGUACGGGCAGCUCCAACGACCACCUGCCAGUAUCUGCACCAUUCAAUUGUUUGUCGUUUGACUGUUUUAAGUUAUUAAUAUUUUUUCUCCGGUGUGGUCUUGUUUCUUACAGUUUAUAUAUAAUGUUUUUUUUUUUGUUUUUUUUAAUCAUCACAUAGUACAGCAUUUCCCUUCCUCCCCUUUGUCAUUAUUGGCCAAUGAAAUUCACCUACCACUAGUUGGCAGUAUCACAGUAUUUUCCGUACGUUUUUGUAAACGUUGCCAGCAUACUUUUUCAUGCGCUCCGUCAUUUGAUCUUAGAAUGAAUUGUACAUGAGAAAAUCAUUAAACUGAGUCUUUUCUGGUUCAGUCUCCUAAAAAAAUUAGCCAUCAUGUAAGAUGCUUGAGUUGAAGACUGGAUGGGUUCUUUCAUUAUAGGCCCAUCAGAAGUAUUGUAGUAGCUUUACAUGAACAUCCACUGUAAUAUCGCAUAUAGAGCUGAAGCGUCUUUAUAUUCGUCAGGGCGCAGGUGGCAUGUGUGCAAUUAGACUACUCUUCGGUUAAAAAGUCGCAGCCA